Molecule: messenger RNA, 453 nt
Organism: Salvia hispanica
Lineage: Eukaryota; Viridiplantae; Streptophyta; Magnoliopsida; Lamiales; Lamiaceae
Source: RefSeq, a predicted model, not a curated record
AUGCUCGGCGGGCCGAAAGGGACACCAGUUUGGUAUAUUGAUCGCCAUCCUAUGAGGGUCUUCAAAUGGACGCCGGGCUUCGAUGCUUAUUGUGAGUCUCCGAUCGCGGCUAUUUGGUGCAACCUAAUUGGCCUCCCCAUCCAUCUAUUUGAUCAAUCAGCCUUAUUCGCCAUUGGGAAACUCCUUGGAACACCGAUACGAGUUGAUCGUGCUACAGCCGAUAAAACAAGACUAUCAUUUGCGCGUAUUUGUGUUGAGAUCGACAUUACGAAGCCACCUCCGGAGGAGAUCAUACUUGACAUUUGUGGGCGCGAAACGGUGCAGCAAGUUAAGUGGGGAAAGAUCCCCUCAUAUUGCCGAGAGUGCAAGCAUGUGGGACACUCGAGUGAGGUGUGCUACGCGGCGGGCAAGAUGGAAAGGCCGAAAAAGAGGAACUACAACAUCCCAAAAUAG